GUUAGUCCGACUGCGACAGUUUGCAUUACAACACAUCGCCGGCAGCACGCUGCACUGCUUCCUUAAUUAAACUUUUUUCGCGGUGUACAGUAUUAUAAUUAAGCGGGGACAUGGCGCGCAAGCACGUGUUGGUCAUCGUGAUGCCGGCGUUCGGGCACUACAUCCCGGGCCUGGAGCUGGCCAAGAAGAUCGCGCCGCACCACGACGUGACGCUGUGCAUCUCCGGCUACAAGGUCCCGGACAUUAAGCAGCGUGACCUUAUGCCGCCCGCCCCCAUCCGGCUGCACGGCGUCGCCGACCACUUAAACUUCAACCUGGACGAGCGCAUCCACGAGAUGCGCGAGAGCUUCCAGGCCAUGGCCGACCUCGACCCGCACUACGAGGCCUUCAUCCGCGCCCUGGGGGACCCCUCCGCCGCCGGGGUGGACCUCCCGCCCGUCAGCGCCAUCUUCGUCGACGCCACCUUCCCGGCCUGCAUCCGGGCGGCGCACGCCCGCGGCCUCCCGGCCUUCGCCUUCAGUCCCUUCUCGCCGGUCUUCCUGGCGCACUACGGCGACAUCGACGAGGACACCCCGACCAUCGCCGCCGAGUCCUUCCUCGACGGCUCCGUCACCGACCUCACCAAGGUGGCCAUCCCCGACUUCAUGAAGGCGCAGGCCAUCCGCAACUACGACGCCCUGGCCCUGUCCACCGCCAUCCUCUUCAACUCCUUCCAGGAGCUGGAGCCCCACGUCAUGGACCUUCUGGGGAACAGCCGGCGCUUCGCCAGCGUCCCCAUGAAGUUCAUCGGGCCGAUGCUGCCGACGGACGAACACCUGGACCGCAAGAAGGACCUCCUGGAGCACCGCAUCCUCGACUGGCUGGACACCCAGGCGCCGGCCUCCGUCACCUACUUCUCCUUCGGGACCGUCGCCGUGCCCAAGCCCGAACAAAUCGCCCAGGUCGCUGCAGCGUUGACGUUCUUGAAGCGCCCCUUCAUCUGGGCGCUGCGUCCCUUUUUGCAGGAGCACCUCCCGAAGGAGUACACGGUGUCCACCGCCGACUCCCUGGACCCCGCCGCGCCUUAUUUAAUUGUGCCGUGGGCGCCGCAGAAGCGCGUCCUGGGUCACCCGGCCGCGGGGGUCUUCGUCAGCCACUGCGGCUGGAACAGCAGCCUGGAGGCGGCGUCCUACGGGGUCCCGGUGGUCGGUUGGCCGAUGUUCGGCGACCAGCACGUCAACGCGAUCAUGCUGGAGCAGUUGGGCGCCGGGAAGACGAUCAAGGGCACCGGGGUCAUCGGGCGGGUGGUCCCGGCGGAAGAGAUCGUCGAGGCCAUCCAGACGGUGGCCGGGUGGAGGGAAGCGGGCGACGGGAAGAGCCCGUACCGCGAGACGAUGGGGACGUUAGGAGAAAAGGCCCGCGCUACCAUCGGGCCCGCCGGACAGUCCACCAAGAAUUUGCACAGCGUUCUUAACCAGAUUUAACAGGACGUACAGUAUAACAAAUUUCAUUUGGAUUAGUUUAUUGGGCAAUAGCCGCCAUAACAACAAAAGUGCAAGCGCCGGCACACUACUUUACAGUUAAAAUUUAAACAUUAAAAAAACAACCAAAAUCUCUAUCCAACCAAAAUUUCAUUUGUAUGACAACGUUUUAUUUGGCAGUUUUGGCGAAAUGAUGAUAUUCUGAUUUAAAAUUAAGCCGAAUUGCUUAUACCGUUGAUUGUCUUGGGAAAAAUUAUCUGUGCGGCUCUGACUGCGAAUGAACGGGUGUGAGUAAAU
Molecule: messenger RNA, 1757 nt
Organism: Paramacrobiotus metropolitanus
Lineage: Eukaryota; Metazoa; Tardigrada; Eutardigrada; Parachela; Macrobiotidae
Exons: 1
Coding region: 111-1463 (450 amino acids)
Molecular function (GO): UDP-glycosyltransferase activity
Source: RefSeq, a predicted model, not a curated record